Penicillium cosmopolitanum is the source of this 1005-nucleotide messenger RNA. RefSeq lists its product as uncharacterized. The transcript has a single exon. The coding region runs from base 1 to 1005 and encodes 334 amino acids. Lineage: Eukaryota; Fungi; Ascomycota; Eurotiomycetes; Eurotiales; Aspergillaceae. The record is from RefSeq and is a predicted model, not a curated record.
AUGUCUGACAAGACAGGGCCCGCGUGGGGCAGAUUAGCGAUCGAGCAAUACUUUAUGGUAGAUUUCUAUCGUGAUCUUUCCCUUUGGUAUCUUGCUAACUCUACAACGCUGAACUGGGAUUCCUCCUCGACCGAAACCCCAGACCAGCAACGAUGCAGGCUGGUCACUGAAUUUCUUAGCAUCAAUAUCCUUCCUCUUGACUUAUUUCAUAUACCGGAGCGCCUUCCGGUUCAUACUAGUCUUGGGUCAUUGCGGCUGCCUACAGCGGAAGAGAUUGAUAUAAUUCUUCGACCUUAUCGCUCAGAGGAACUGCGAUGGCAUGCAAUGAAUGCAUAUACAGAUGAGAUAUGUCCCCAUCUCUUGCGUACUUAUUAUAGUGCCGAGGACCAGCGAGCUAAAGAUGAUGCGCAAAUGGAAAAGUGGAUUUACUCGGAAACAUUCUGUGAAGAAGCCGAGUGGGCUGUUCUCGACAAUGAGAACUUGUUCAACUUCGGUCCGGGUCCUGAAGAUUGGUGUCAAAUCUAUGACAUCCUCCCCGAGCUCGCUGGUCCGCUUUCAACUGAAAACUUUCUCCCUUACAACGGAAAAAUUUCAGUUAAACGAUGUCUCGAGCCAACCGAUUUCAAGGAAAUGCAUUCUUAUUUCAGAAGGGAUCUUGCUAGCAUGAAAAAAGAGGACCCUGAAGCGUGGCAUCGCGACCCGAAUUCAGUCAUUGAAUCGGCUGGAAUGGGAUUACAGAGAAUGGCCUCAAGCACGUAUAUACUUAUUGCAGAUGAGGAAGCCUUUCGAUCUGGAAGUCUCCUAGUGCUUUAUUUAGACGGCUUACGAAGGGUGGUCCGCGGAGGUCGGAUUGAUGAAGAACAUGAUAUCGCUAAUAUCGUCGGGAUAUGGAUGUGUACAGCUGACCUUAUGGAACACUCGACCAUCUCGGAGAGAUAUCUUGUUGAUGGUGACCUUGGACGCGAAUUAUAUCAAUUGAAUGAGGAGCUCCUUGGAGAUCUGUGA